AUGGGAUUGCUAACGAUAAUCAAGAAACAAAAGCAAAAGGAUAAGGAAAUUAGAGUACUCGCACUUGGUCUCGACAAUGCUGGCAAAACCACAAUUAUUAAACGAAUGUUGAAGCUAGAUGUAGAGUCAGUUUCUCCAACAAUGGGUUUUCAAAUCAAUACUGUACCCUAUAUGGGCCACUUGCUCAAUAUAUGGGAUAUUGGCGGGCAAACUACAUUGAGAGCAUUUUGGGGGAACUAUUUCGAUAAAACCGAAAUUGUAAUCUGGGUAAUUGAUGGUCUAAGUAUGGAACGGUUGAAUGAGUCGUUUUUGGAAUUAAAGGAAAAAAUCAUAUUACAGGACCGAUUAGUUGGAAUAUAUUUGCUAGUUGCAAUUAAUAAAGUGGAUCUAGUGCCUCAAGAAGAGUUACCACUUUUGAAGCAAAAUGUUGCAAAGAUCUUGAAGCUAGAUGAGUAUUUACCAGAUGAGAACCAUUGGCAUAUCGAGUUGGUAAGUGGGAAAACGGGAAUAGGCAUUGAGAAUGUGUUGAAUUGGAUUGUCUCUAGAGAUUAUUGA
This is a messenger RNA of Lodderomyces oxycetoniae, 555 nucleotides long. RefSeq names its product Arf family GTPase. Gene Ontology annotation, molecular function: GTP binding; GTPase activity. Bases 1 to 555 code for a protein of 184 amino acids. The transcript has a single exon. Gene Ontology annotation, biological process: protein folding. Gene Ontology annotation, cellular component: microtubule cytoskeleton; cytoplasm. The record is from RefSeq and is a predicted model, not a curated record. Lineage: Eukaryota; Fungi; Ascomycota; Pichiomycetes; Serinales; Debaryomycetaceae.